Nicotiana tabacum (common tobacco) is the source of this 807-nucleotide messenger RNA. The record is from RefSeq and is a predicted model, not a curated record. NCBI's taxonomy places the organism in Eukaryota, Viridiplantae, Streptophyta, Magnoliopsida, Solanales, Solanaceae.
AUGGCAGGUAACGAAGAGCGUACAGUGAUUGAAGCCACAAGGCCCAGUCUUGCUAAUAUGACUCAAGCUAUUGUGAAGCCCAAUAUCACAGGGCAUUUUGAACUCAAACAAAAUCUUGAGAGGCAAAUGGGACAGUUAGCAGCAAAUCAAAAUACUAGACCUGCUGGAGAUCUCCCGAGUGAUACUAAGCCUAAUCCUAAGGCUCAAGUCAAUGCGGUUACCUUAAGAAAUGGAAGAGAAUUAGAAGAAGUUCUAGAGAAAAAGAAGUAUACAGCUAGACCUGAAGGAGAAUUAGUUCCUAAGCCCGUUGAGGAGAAUAAGAAAGAAAAGCCAGAAAUUGUGACAAGGCCACCACCUCCGUUUCCACAAAGACUUAAAAAUCAAAAAGAUGAUGCUAUGUACAAGAAAUUCUUAGAUAUUUUGAGCCAAGUGCAUGUGAAUUUGCCUUUGGUGGAAAUUUUGCAGGAAGUGCCCAAGUAUAUAAGGUAUCUCAGAGAUAUUGUGGCAAAUAAACGAAGACAUACAGAGUUUGAAACAGUUGCACUUACUGAAGAGUGCAGUGCUAGAGUUCAGAGUAAACUUCCCCCUAAGUUGAAGGAUCCUAGGAGUUUCACAAUUCCUUUGUCUCUUGGAAAACAAGAAGUAGGUAGAGCCAUGUGUGAUUUGGGUGCUAGUAUAAAUUUGAUGUCAUCCUCUUUGUUCAAGCAACUUGAAUUGGGGGUGCUUAGACCUACUACAAUCACUUUACAGUUAGCAGAUAAGUCACUAGUUAUGCCAGAAGUAAUUAUUGAGGAUGUGUUAGUUUGA